UUUCAAAAGUCUACAGUUUUUAGUAUGGCUUCUUUAGUAAAAUAAAAUAUCUUCGAAUAAAUUAAACGCACCCCGGCAGUAUUUUACUUUAAUUAUUUUCUUUUUUUUUUUGUAUAUUUUAUAAAAUUAUUAAUAAAAAUUAAUUAUGGAUACUUUUGAAGAUGUUUCAGAUACUAAUGAAGAAAAAGAUGAUGAACCAUUUGAUCUUGAUGAAAUUUUACCAUCAAUUGGUGAAUUUGGAAAAUAUCAAAAACUUUUAGUAUUUGGAAUAUGUUUACCAGCAUGUAUUCCUUGUGGAUUUUGUGCUUUUAAUCAAUUAUUUAUGGCUGAUGUACCUGAUGACUAUUGGUGUAGAGUUCCAGAUCUUUUUAGCUAUUCAGUUGAAGAAAAAUUAAAUUGGUCUAUUCCAAUUAUAAUUGAUGACAAUGGUGAUUCGGUUCAUUCGAAAUGUUAUCGAUAUGCUGUCAAUUGGAGAGAAAUUAUACGAAAUAAUGAUAUGAGUACAUUUUCUCCAAAUUCAUCGUGGCCAACAGAAUAUUGUCGUGAUGGUUGGGAGUUUGAUACUACAACAGUAUAUUCAUCGAUAGUUAUUGAUUAUAAUUUAGUAUGUGAUGAUGAUAUAUUACCAACGGUUGGAUUAGCUGCAUUAAAUACUGGUGGUCCUAUUGGUGUAUUUUUAUUUGGACUGUUAAAUGAUAGACAUGGUCGUAGACUUGCCUAUUUUUUAUGUUUGGCAACACUUUUACUUGGUAGUUUUAUUACUGCGGCUAGUCCAGAUUUUUGGACAUGGGCAUUUAGUCGAGUUAUUGUUGGUUUAACAAUACCAGCUGUUUAUCAAAUACCGUUUAUUAUUGCUUUGGAACUUGUUGGUCCUAAUUACAGGUCAUUCGUAACUGUAAUGACAUGUACAUUUUAUUGUGUUGGAAUUAUAUUAUUAUCAGGAGUAACAUACAUUGUUCGUGAUUGGGUAGACCUUUGCUUAUAUACUUCAGUACCAUUUCUUACUUAUUUCCUAUACAUAUUUGUGAUGCCUGAGUCGCCAAGAUGGCUUUUAAUGAAAGGAAAACUAGAACAAGCUUUAAAAGUUCUUGAAACAAUGGCAAGAGUUAAUGGAAAACAAUUUCCAGUGACUUUUAAAGAAAAACUAGAGGCAAGAGUUUUACUCAAUAGAACACAAAAAAAGAAGAAACCGAAAAAUGUUGGAGUAUUUGAUUUAUGCAGAACUCCUAAUAUGCGAUUAAAAACUAUCUUAAUUACUUUGAGUUGGUUUGCUAAUGAAACUGUAUACUUAGGAUUAAGUUAUUAUGGGCCAGCACUUGGAAGUAAUCAAUAUUUUAGUUUCUUUUUAUCAGCUGCUGUUGAAAUACCAAGUUAUUUAUGUUGUUGGUUUGUAAUGGAUCGUUGUGGUAGGAAAUGGCCGUUAUCUUUGUCUAUGAUUCUAGGUGGUAUUAGUUGCGUAUUUACUGUACUCUUGCCAGAUGAUGCAGUCAACGAGACUUUAAUACUAUAUUUAAUCUCUAAAGCAUUAUUAUCAGCAUCAUUUUUGAUUAUAUAUCCAUUCGCGGGGGAACUGUAUCCUACAGAAGUCAGAGGCAUUGGUAUAGGUAUAUCAAGUUACAUUGGUGGAUUAGGAUUAAUAGUUAUUCCAUUCAUAACGUAUUUAGGAAAAGAGAAUUUGAGACUUCCAUUAGUUAUCAUGGGUUGUGUAUCAGUAUUAGGUGGUUUAACUGGCUUAAGAUUACCAGAAACAUUGAAUGCCAAAUUACCUCAAACCCUAGAAGAUGGAGAAAUAUUUGGAGCUGAUUGGAAAUUCGAAGAUUGCUUUAAAUGUGCUCCAAAGCGGUCGGAAUCUUUUAAUUCCACAACUUAUGAAAAUCUUGAUAGUUUGGAUGGUAGUGGUACUGAUUUUAUUACAGAAUUUAAUAAAGGAAUUGAACAACCGCUAAAUGAGCCUCCAGUUACAGAAAAUACUGCCUUUGCUUCUCGACCUCGAAGAACUUCAAUGAAACGUUUAGUAAGACAGCAAAGUAUAAUGGAUACGCAAAAAACUCAAGAUGGAACAAUGCAAUUAACAUAUUGGUUUUAACCAGUAUUUAAUGUUAUAUACAAAUAAUGUAUAUCUUUGUUUUAUACUUUAGUUUGUGAAAAAUUUUUUCAAUUAUCAUUCGUAAAAUUUUGUUUCUCAGAAUUUUAAAUUUUAUAAUUUAUUAUUGAGUUAUUGUAUGUGAAAAACCAGUUGUUAAUUUUAUGUUUUGUAAAAAUUACCAAUGCGCAAUUAUAUUGUAUAAUAUGUUUAUUUACUGUGACUUUAGAAUGUUAAAAUAAAUGGGGAGAA
Molecule: messenger RNA, 2335 nt
Organism: Condylostylus longicornis
Lineage: Eukaryota; Metazoa; Arthropoda; Insecta; Diptera; Dolichopodidae
Product: carcinine transporter
Exons: 9
Coding region: 146-2086 (646 amino acids)
Biological process (GO): transmembrane transport
Cellular component (GO): membrane
Molecular function (GO): transmembrane transporter activity
Source: RefSeq, a predicted model, not a curated record